AUGAUGCCUGACCAUGGCAAGAAAGUCCCUGGGCCAAUAGAGCCAAGAACCGCGUCCAACACACCACGGCUCUUCCUCUCAUUUCUAGCAUUCUAUGUUCUGCUCGUCUUCUACGCACGUGUGCGAUGCUUUCGCGACCCGGGCUCAGCAUUCUUCGACCCUUGGACGGCCUACGACCUCUCUUAUUCAACCGUGAGAAUUGGCCAAGGAGACUCGUACAUUGAAUCCUACGACAAUGAGACUACUGCGAUUACAAAGUCUUCAUCUGAGCCUGGGCUGUGCGUGGGAAUCGCAUCGGUCGCCAGACAUGGGGUUGGCUAUUUCCAGAGCACCGUCGGCACGGUCUUGGAGGGGCUGAGCGACGCCGAACGGGCUGACAUUCAUCUGAUUCUCUUCAUUGCGCAUACGGACCCUUCUGAGCAUCCAUCUUAUGGAGAGCCUUGGCUGCAUGGGCUGGCGGAUCAGGUGCUGCUGUAUGAUCCCACGGAAGUCGAUAUUGAUCAUGUUCGGUCACUCGAGACUGACGCCGCAAAGGCUUUCGGGCGUGAGAAGGCUCUUUUUGAUUAUACUUAUCUGCUGAAAGCAUGCGAAGCUGUGAAUGCUCCCUAUACCAUGAUUCUCGAGGAUGAUGUUGUGGCGAUGGAUGGCUGGUAUCACCGAACCAUCGGUGCUUUGGUAUCGGCUGAACAGCAGACCAGGGCCCUAGGUGCUUCCAAAUGGCUAUAUCUCCGUCUGUUCUAUACAGAGGAAUUCUUCGGCUGGAACUCCGAAGACUGGCCGAUCUUCCUCUCUUAUUCUAUUCUUGCCGUUUGUCUCGUUGCAUGCGCAUGCUUAGGCACACGGCAGUGUCAGCCUCGCCUCCACUCCCGACUCUCAACCGGAUCCAUCUUCUUAUUCAGCGGUGUCUGCACGCCUCUCUUGAUCGGACUAUUCUUUGCUGCUGGCCGUGUAUCGAUGAUCCCCGUCCAGCAGGGUGUGCAUCAGAUGUCACACUUUGGCUGCUGUUCGCAGGCGUUCGUCUUUCCACGUUCGAGGGUCCCAGAUCUCGUGGAUCUGUAUCAGUCAAAGCACAUCGGGUAUGUGGAUACGAUCACCGAGGAAUUUGCCAAUGCAAACAAUGAGAUCCGCUGGGCGGUGACUCCAAUUAUCAUGCAGCAUGCCGGGCGGAGAAGCUCAAAGAGUGUGAGCCAUGACUCUCACGUCCCGCUGAGGCAUCGAAACAAAGGCGAACUUUCGGACGUGGAAAAGCUGUGGAAUUUCGGGUUCGAGCUGAACAAUGCUGAGUCAUUGCGCUCAGAACAUGAAUUCUUUAUUGGCGGGUCUGAGAAUACAUAA
Penicillium nucicola is the source of this 1335-nucleotide messenger RNA. RefSeq lists its product as uncharacterized. The record is from RefSeq and is a predicted model, not a curated record. Gene Ontology annotation, biological process: GPI anchor biosynthetic process. The transcript is spliced from 2 exons. Gene Ontology annotation, molecular function: glycosyltransferase activity. Gene Ontology annotation, cellular component: Golgi membrane. Lineage: Eukaryota; Fungi; Ascomycota; Eurotiomycetes; Eurotiales; Aspergillaceae. Bases 1 to 1335 code for a protein of 444 amino acids.